Heterobilharzia americana is the source of this 2931-nucleotide messenger RNA. The record is from the annotation of a GenBank genome assembly. Lineage: Eukaryota; Metazoa; Platyhelminthes; Trematoda; Strigeidida; Schistosomatidae.
AGCGGUAAAUGAAAUAGUUUUCACCAGAGGUCGUUACUAUGCCAAAAGAUAAUGACAUCAUUGAUGAUUGUUUCGUUCAUUCAACAUAUUCAGUAACACGUCAAGUCUACAGUGUGGACAAGUUUUCAGAACAGUAUCCUCGAUCUGAAGAUGUACGAAAACAAUUUUCUAUCUUCAGAAUACUGAAAAGUUUUACACUUUUAAAACUUUUCAGUAUAUUUUCAUUCAUCUUCCCAUUCUACUCGGUUUUGUCUUCAUUUUACACCUUUCAGUCGUUCUUAUCAGAUAUAGUUGCUGGUCUGACAAUGUCUAUAGUUCAUAUACCACAAGGGAUGGCGUAUGGACUUUUGGCUGGUGUCAAACCUGUAAAUGGGUUGUAUACUUCAUUUUUCCCUGCCCUAGUUUACUUCUUCUUUGGUACUUCGCGUCACGUAUCAAUAGGUACCUUUUCAGUAGUUUCACUGUUAACAGCUGAUCCUGUUGAUAAACUUAUAUCAAGAUUGGAUGUGGAUAAUCGUUCUUUAGAAAAAUAUCAAGUUUUCAAUGAAAGUCAACUAGAUGAUUUCCGUCUUAGGGUAGUCGUAACUGUUUGUAUUUUAGCUGGUUUGUUACAGCUUAUUUUAGGCACACUUCGUUUGGGCGUAUUGGUUGUAUAUAUGUCAGAACCAUUGUUAAGUGGUUUUACAUGUGCAUCCGCUGUGCAUGUAUUUGCUAGCCAAUUAAAUGGACUAUUCGGCAUACGUUUAAAUCGUGCAACAGGACCAGGUCGUAUUUUCUAUAUAAUUAUCAACUUCGUACAGAUUAUCAACAAAACUAAUUUUAUAACAUUAUUCAUUUCUGCUGUGUGUAUUGUAAUUAUAUGGGUAUUUAAACAUUUUAUCAAUCCUAAAGUUAUGGCUAAAAUACGCUUUGCAAUACCGAUUGAAUUGAUUAUACUUGUAAUCGGUACUGUUGUAUCACAGUUCUGUUUAUUAAAUGAGAAAUAUGGUGUCACCAUUGUUGGUGAAAUCCCAGUUGGUUUACCAACUCCAAUCUUACCUGAUGUUCAAUUAAUACCUGAAGUAAUAAUGGAAUCAGUGAUUGUAUCAUUUGUUGCUUUCGCUACAACAAUUUCACUAGUUAAAUUAUAUGCUACAAAACAUGGUUAUGAUGUUGGUUAUACUCAGGAAUUGAAUGCUUUAGGAUUAUCCAAUAUAAUAUCUGGAUUUUUUCGCUGUCAACCAUCAUCUGGGGCUUUAGCUAGAACAUCUGUUGCUUAUGGUGUUGGAAUGUGUUCACAGGUUGCUUCUUUGGUAUCCUGCUGUAUUCUGUUACUUGUUCUUACUGUAGUUGGACAAUUUCUAAAAGCUGUACCAAUGUGUGUUUUGUCCUCUAUUAUUGUCGUAUCCCUUGAAAGUAUAUUUCUACAAAUUACUGAUCUACCAAAAUUAUAUCGUGCCUCUAUUUAUGACAUGCUCAUAUGGCUUGUAACAUUUCUGGCCACAACUUUUAUUGAUGUUCCAAUAGGUCUAGUGAUUGGCUUAUGCUUUUCACUAUUAACAGUAUUGUAUCGUACUCAAUCAUCUUAUUAUUAUGAGCUUGGUCAAAUUCCUAAUACUAAUAUUUAUGUGGACGUUAAAAAAUAUGAUGAAGCUAUAAAAUUGCCUAACAUUAUUAUUUUAAAAUAUGGUGGACCAUUGUAUUAUGCUAAUGCUGAAUUUUUUCAAAAUUGGUUAAAUAAAAUGACAGAAAUUUAUCCACAUAAAAUGAAAAAACAUCAUGAAUCUAAACAACAACAACAACAACAACAUCAUAAUGAAGAAAAUAAUAAUCAGUAUCCAUUGAAGAAGAGUAAACAUUUUUCUGCACUAGAUAAAUUAUGCAACCGGUUAAAAUGUAAACGGAAAACAUCUGAAUCAAUUUUAAAUACUUCAAGAAUAUCAUGUAAUACUCAUCUCGAUAAACUAAAUGAUGCCUGCAAUCAACUGAAGUUUAUUAUCUUAGAUAUAUCUUCUUGGACAUAUUUAGAUGUGGUUGGUAUGCAUAUUGUUACUGAUGUGGUAAAAAGCUAUCGGGAAUUAGGUAUUCGUAUUCUAUUCACUGUAUGUGAACCACAAAUAAAAUCAAUGCUGACAAGUGGUAGUAUAACAUUAUCACAAAUUGAACACAAUUCAUUUAUAAGUAUACACGAUGCUGUUGUUUACUGUCAAAAUAUACUUUCCGAUAGUAAUUCAUGUGAAAACAUUAUGACUGCUACAAAUUCAAAUAUAUUUAAAGACAAUAGUAUUAUGAAUGGAUACAAUGGAUACAAUUUAUCAGAUAAUAAGAAUAUACUUGCUGUAUCUUAUCCUGAUCCUGCUAUUGUUGAAGAUAAACAGACAGAUAUUAUAUUGACAACCCAAUUAUAAUCUAAUUAUUAUCUUUCUGACUGUGUAUAUCAGAAAUUAAUAUAGAACUCUUGCUUUGGAAUAUGAAGAAAAAAUAUUCAGAGAAAUGGCUAUCGCACCUUAGUGGCCUAAUGGAUAACGACUUGGAGUUUGAAGCAAUCGGUACGAAGUUCGAGUCUCAGUGGGUGCAGGUAUACCCAGCCAACUAGUUCCAAAUCGAACGAAACACGAGUCCUGGCUUCCUUCGCUAGCCACAGUCAAGUAAAUUACCACUAGCGCUUUAUCGCAGUCCACUUUUAUUUUUAUUUGCUUUGUAUACUGCUGCAAACAUGGGAGGCAGUUGACACUUCUUUGCUACAUAAAAGCGUGGAAUGUUGGUUCCCCUUCAGACAAUUCAAAAAGAAGGGUUAAUGUAUGACCAUAGAGUCCAAGGGAAAUUUGCUAGACGUCAGAUACACCUAACCUUUUAGAAGUUUGAGGUUUCAGCUUGCUUUCCUCGAAUAUGACCAAGAACUCAUAUCGCCAUCUCCGAUAUGCCGUGAAAUAGAGAGGAUUAUGCUAUUUG